Equus caballus (horse) is the source of this 3229-nucleotide messenger RNA. It is a transcript of the gene DNAJC3, whose product is annotated as DnaJ heat shock protein family (Hsp40) member C3. Gene Ontology annotation, biological process: protein folding in endoplasmic reticulum. Lineage: Eukaryota; Metazoa; Chordata; Mammalia; Perissodactyla; Equidae. Gene Ontology annotation, cellular component: endoplasmic reticulum. Gene Ontology annotation, molecular function: protein-folding chaperone binding; misfolded protein binding. The record is from RefSeq and is a predicted model, not a curated record.
GCCUUCCUCCGCUGGCCGCCGGCCGCCCCUUAGGCCCGAGCGAGAGCGGACGGCGAGCGGGCGCAGCUGCCGCUUGAGCGCCGGCGGGGGCUGCUGGGCCCCGCACCCUUGCUCCUCCUUAGCGCCCGCGCCCUCGGACAUGGUGGCCCCCGGCUCUGUGACCAGCCGGCUGGGCUCGGUGUUCCCCUUCCUGCUGGUCCUGGUGGACCUGCAGUACGAAGGUGCUGAAUGUGGAGUCAAUGCAGAUGUUGAGAAACAUCUUGAACUGGGCAAGAAAUUACUUGCAGCUGGGCAGCUAGCUGAUGCUUUAUCUCAGUUUCAUGCUGCAGUAGAUGGUGACCCUGAUAACUAUAUUGCUUACUAUCGGAGAGCUACCGUCUUUCUAGCUAUGGGCAAAUCAAAAGCAGCACUUCCUGAUUUAACUAAAGUGAUUGAAUUGAAGAUGGAUUUCACUGCAGCAAGGUUACAGAGAGGUCACUUACUACUCAAACAAGGAAAACUCGAUGAAGCAGAAGAUGAUUUUAAAAAAGUGCUCAAAUCAAAUCCGAGUGAAAAUGAAGAAAAGGAAGCCCAGGCUCAACUUAUAAAAUCUGAUGAAAUGCAGCGUUUGCGUUCACAAGCACUUGAUGCUUUUGAAAGCUCGGAUUAUACUGCUGCUAUAACCUUCCUUGAUAAGAUUUUAGAGGUUUGUGUUUGGGAUGCAGAACUACGGGAGCUUCGAGCUGAAUGUUUUAUAAAAGAAGGGGAACCUAGGAAAGCGAUAAGUGACUUAAAAGCUGCAUCAAAAUUGAAGAAUGAUAACACUGAGGCUUUUUAUAAAAUCAGCACACUGUAUUAUCAACUAGGAGACCAUGAACUGUCCCUCAGUGAAGUUCGUGAAUGUCUUAAACUUGACCAGGAUCAUAAAAGGUGUUUUGCACACUAUAAACAAGUAAAGAAACUUAAUAAGCUGAUUGAGUCAGCUGAAGAGCUCAUCAGAGAUGGCAGAUACACAGAGGCGACCAGCAAAUAUGAAUCUGUCAUGAAAACAGAGCCAAGUGUUUCUGAAUACACAAUUCGUUCAAAAGAAAGAAUUUGCCACUGCUUUUCUAAGGAUGAGAAGCCUGUUGAAGCUAUUCGAGUGUGUUCUGAAGUUUUACAGAUGGAAGCUGACAACGUGAACGCUCUGAAAGAUCGAGCAGAGGCCUAUUUAAUAGAAGAAAUGUAUGAUGAAGCUAUUCAGGAUUACGAAACUGCUCAGGAACACAAUGAAAACGAUCAGCAGAUUCGGGAAGGUCUAGAGAAAGCACAAAGACUAUUGAAACAGUCACAGAAACGAGAUUAUUAUAAAAUCUUGGGAGUAAAAAGAAAUGCCAAAAAGCAAGAAAUCAUUAAAGCAUACCGAAAAUUAGCGCUGCAGUGGCACCCAGAUAACUUCCAGAACGAAGAAGAAAAGAAAAAAGCAGAGAAAAAGUUCAUUGACAUAGCAGCUGCCAAAGAAGUCCUCUCUGAUCCAGAAAUGAGGAAGAAGUUUGACGAUGGAGAAGAUCCCUUGGAUGCAGAGACUCAGCAAGGAGGCGGCGGCAACCCUUUCCACAGAAGCUGGAACUCGUGGCAAGGGUUCAACCCCUUCAGCUCAGGCGGACCUUUUAGGUUUAAAUUCCACUUCAAUUAAACCAGCUGUUUUUCUGCUCUUUUUUUUUUUUUAACGAUUAAAAACAACGAAACCUUGUUCCGGGAUCCUAAUGAAAAAAAAUUUCAAAUCUUUCAGUUUGUCCAUGACCAAAGAGUUGUUUUGAUAGGAAAAAUCUGUUCUUCUCCAUUUUAGACGGGAGGGUGUUGGGUUUGCGAGGGCCGGGAGCUGAGGAUGUGCUGGGUCUGGCAAAGCGGCCGCGUCUACGCUGGAGUGUCUGCAACGGUGCUCUGAGGCCGGCUCGCCUGUGCAAGCGCUCAUGGAGGAAGGAGUGUGGGUUCCUACACAUGGCAGAAGUUGCUGUAACUUCUUGAGAACACGUUGUGUUUCAGAAUUCUUAAAGAGAAUAUUGACAUUUAGAGCUGUUUAUUCUUAGGGACAACUUUGCUUACAUUUUGGUCAGUCCAGUCACUUGCAAUGAUCUGUUAAAUUUGAGCCUCCUUUAAUCCACAUGUAUUGCCAUCUCUACUAGCUCGAACAUGGCUGUCACUGAAGGAGGGGCUGGGCCCAUCUUCUAGAAAACCUGCCACCAACUGGUGGUCGAUGUGGCCAGGUUUAGACUUUGGAUUGAUGUUAAGCAUAUAUUUUAUGUUUUUUUGUUCAGUACCUGCACGACAAUACUGAAAACUACUGAAACAGAAUUAACUGUAAAAGCCUAUGGCCCUUUUGUUUAAUAUGAAACAACAAAUUAACUGAAAAAUAAUAUGUAAAAUACGUUCAGAUAAUAUAGCAGGGGUACUAUUUAGAAUAAUAUUGCUGAAGUGCAGAAUGAAAUACUUUAACAACUGAAGUUGUGAGCUAAACAAUUUCCUGUAACAGGAUUCGCUUAGCAACGUAAAGUUGCUCAGUCAACAUAAAGAAACAGAAUGCCAUGUUUCCCACUUUUAAUAAAUACAGUGGGCACUUCUCUUCCAUCCUGGCUGACCCUCUUGGAGUGUAGUGACUCCCACUGGGCCAUCUGAAGUGGGCCUUUGACAGCAGACCUGCCCCUCCACCAGACCUUGAUGCCUCUGCGUGUUCCUCCUGCCUAGAAGAAAGCCCAGGUGUGGAUCCGGUCAGCGCAGGCUGCAUUCCCCUCAGGAGGGCAGCUCCUCUUGGGGCACCUUCUCACCUUGGAAGAAUUGAACCCUUCAGUCUUUGUAUACUGGAUAAUUUUUUCCCUAAGAAAUAAGUGUUAAUCAAGAACAUUAAAUAUUUAUGGAACUAAUGAUGCUGCAUUUAAAAUCUGAGAGAAUUUAGAUAAGAAUUACCUUUAUUCUGGAAAGGCUUUGUUUUUUCCCUCAGAGCAUUUUGAAGCAUUUUAAGCAGGGUCUAAUAAUAUAUUGUUUUUAUGAAAUCAAGUAUUUUCAUUUUAGUUGUGGGAGGCAUCCUGAUCACUAAUGUCCACAACAGCCAAGCACAAAUCGUUUUCUUCUACAGUCAUCCUGAAACGUAUGUGGAAAAAAUUUUUUUAAACUGAGAGACAAAAAUCACAUAGUUGAAUAAAACACAAGUGCUUUUUGCAUUUAUUUAGGCGUCUAUUUCUUACCAAUAAACUUAACUGCAUUUUGAAAACUA